This is a messenger RNA of Cuscuta europaea, 494 nucleotides long. The record is from the annotation of a GenBank genome assembly. Lineage: Eukaryota; Viridiplantae; Streptophyta; Magnoliopsida; Solanales; Convolvulaceae.
UAGAAAUGAAAACAUCCGAGAUUUACUAUACACUAUGGUUUAUAAUAAUGAUAGGCAAUAUACGAGUCUCGAUUGAAAUAAUUGAUGGAGAAGAUCCAGGAAUACUGGACUAUGUGCAACGCUCAUCAAAGUGUUCAAAUAAAAAGCCACCUUGCAGCGAAUGUCGAAAACAUGUUCUUGCACUUAUACAGGAAGAUGGUGAUAGUACAACUAGUAAAAUUCCUUCCAGAAUGUGUUGUUCGCAAUUUAUUGAAUGGGGGCACGACUGCUAUUGUUUAUGGGUGUCUUCUGAUGAUCACGUCGAUUACAUGGAUUUUGGGGAUUCUAUGGAUGUGUUACAAAACAUUCCAAACAUAUGGAAUCGUUGUAAAUCUAUGACUGAGAAUCUGCCAAAUUAGACCCAACCUAAUCCACAUAUGCCUAGCUCAUAGUACGGGCUGCGGGCAAAAGGGCAUUUAAAUUCGUAUUUUAAUAUAUAUUUUUUUAUUUGAGGG